This is a messenger RNA of Cucurbita pepo subsp. pepo (vegetable marrow), 1294 nucleotides long. Its product is annotated as Vacuolar protein sorting-associated protein 26. Lineage: Eukaryota; Viridiplantae; Streptophyta; Magnoliopsida; Cucurbitales; Cucurbitaceae. Gene Ontology annotation, biological process: intracellular protein transport. The record is from RefSeq and is a predicted model, not a curated record.
UUUUCCCUUGUGCUAUUGUCUUCGAUUGGCGCUGCUCGUAUUAGCUUUCUACAGUUGCAAUGGCAGUAGAGAUCAGGCUCUCUCGAACUAAUCGUAUCUACAGGCCUUCUGAACAUCUUCAAGGCCAAAUCAUCGUCAAUUCUCGUUCCUCGAUUUCCCACUAUGGGAUUAGCCUCCUUCUCAAUGGAUCCGUCAAUUUGCAGGUUCGUGGAGGAUCUGCGGGAGUUAUUGAGUCGGUUUACGGUGUCAUCAAGCCUCUUUCGAUAGUGAAUCGGAGCAUUGAGGUAAGACCAUCUGGAAAGCUUCCUUCAGGUACAACCGAGAUUCCAUUUUCCGUGAUUCUGAGACAGCCAAGUGAAAACUUGGGAAAAUUCUACGAGACUUUCCAUGGAACUGACAUAAACAUUCAGUAUUUAGUAACUGUAGGUAUAAGUAGAGGCUACCUACACAAGUCAUUAUCUGCCACGAUCGAGUUUAUAGUUGAAAGUGAUACAGCUGAUUUUCUCGAGCGGCCGUUGUCCUCUGAGAUGGUUAUCUUUUACAUCACUCAGGAUACGCAAAGGCAUCCACUACUUCCUGAAUUAAAAUCAGGUGGUUUUCGAGUGACUGGGAAAAUGGCAACUCUGUGCUCUCUUUCAGAUCCCAUCACUGGUGAAUUAACUGUUGAAGCAUCUGCAGUUCCCAUUAGUUCAAUUGACAUUCACUUGUGUCGUGUGGAAUCUGUUAUUCUUGGGGAGAGAAUCAUAACUGAAACCUCAGUGAUCCAAACUACCCAGAUAGCAGAUGGAGAUGUCUGUCGCAACAUUACUCUGCCCAUUUAUGCUAUACUACCCCGUCUUUUAACUUGCCCAACAGUCUUUGCGGGUCCAUUUUCAAUUGAAUUCAAAGUUUACAUCGUUAUAACCUUUCAAUCAGAGCUAUCAAAGUUACAUCCCAAGACUGAUCCAAGAACUCCAAGACUAUGGCUUGCCAUUGAAUCUCUCCCACUAGAGCUUCUUCGAUGUCGGUCAGACGAUUAGUUCAGCUUAUCAUGAUACUGUAUUUUAUAUAUGUCCAUUCAACAUUUGGGUUUGUAUCUGCUAUUUCUUUUGGAGGGAUGGGGGAGGGGGUUGAUUUUUUGUUUCUGUUUCUGUAAAAAAAAAAAAAAAACAACCAUGUUCAGUGUAUGUGUACUCAUUUGUACUAUAGAAUAGUGUUAUGUUGAUCUUUUCCCUUUCAAAUACGCGGAACUUUGUGUUAUUUUGUUCCCUGCUGAAUGCUAAUCCAUUGAUGGAUCAUUUGAUUUGUGAGCUUA